Molecule: messenger RNA, 830 nt
Organism: Penaeus vannamei (Pacific white shrimp)
Lineage: Eukaryota; Metazoa; Arthropoda; Malacostraca; Decapoda; Penaeidae
Source: RefSeq, a predicted model, not a curated record
AUGGAGCAGGAGGGAGUCUUAGAAGUCGACUCGUUCUGCCCGACAGACGACAGCGGCGACUGCCACGAUCGCCAGCUGGAGGAGGAGGACGAGCCGAGCACCACCACCACCGCCGCCGCCGCCCUUGCCUUCGUCCCCUUCGGCGAGGGCGAGGUCGAGGACAAGGACGCCACGACGCAGGUGGUGCUGGGGAAGUGGCCGCUCAUCUACGUCAUCCUGAUCGUGAUGCUGUUCUGGAUCAUCCUGGUGAUCGCGACGCCGUACGUGCUCACGGGAGAGACCUACGGCCGCAGGGAGGACGACUUCGGCGCCAACUCCGUCGUGGACCAGCAGGACGUUCUGCUGCUCCUGUCGUGGCUGCUCGGGGAGGCUAGCGACGACCCCUCCUGUCUGGAACGCGUCGUCUGCCUCACGCCGGCCAAGUCUUCCCGAUACAUCUACGUGUCGUCCAUGAUUUUCAAGGUCCUUCACUUCUUCCAGAGCUGGCUUCCGUACAGCCGCCGAGUCGAGGACCUGCUGCUGCGGCUGGACGACGUGGCCAGGGACGGCUUCUCGCAGGACUGCCAACAGUACUACUGCCCGACUGUUCCCGAGCUGUGAGGAUCCCAACAGCCGACUGUCCCCGAGCUGUGAGGAUCCCAACAGCUGCCUCCUUCCCUACCUGACGAGCUACCUGAGAUACCUGUCGGCGACCUGCUGGCGUGGUUAUGAGACGAGGCAUGCAGACGAACCUCCGUUACGAUCGCUUUGCACACACGAAGAAAAUGGGUAAAGGUUGUUAUGGAAAAAAAUAAUGCAUUCAUGGAAAUGGUCACACGAAGAAAAUAGGU